UACUGCUUCUCCAACACCACACAAGUCCUGAAUGUCUCCAGGCCAACUGGCUUUUGCUCCCUUUUUCCAAGAAGGAAAAAUGCAUGGUAUUUCAGUCCAAGGUGCCUCUGCCUGGAUUCACAAAAGCGGUUGAGGGAGAGCAGAGGUGAGAGGGAUGAUGUGGUGGAUUAUCUGUCGGUAAUCAUCAAGAGAAGAAUGACCAUAAAAAUGCAACUCAAGAUCGGCAUCCAGGUCCUUUUGUGGCUUUGGUCUGGACAAGUGCUACACGAUGUGGUAGCAGGCAGGAGUCAAACCUCGCAAAUGACUGGCUCACCCGUGUCUGAUGCAAACCUGCUGUUUGAGAUUUUACUGGGCGGGGUAGAAAUCGACCGGGACAACAACAUCCUCCUGCACGAUAAGGAGAUGGCAUCGAUGAGGCCGGGACGUGCGUUCCUGUCUCAGAUCAAUGAUAACAUUCCCAGAGACCUGAGCUCCAUGGUGCAGGCGGUGACCACACAGGAGGGGCAGAGGAGGAGGCCACUGACUCAGACACAAUUUGAGAAUCUUGUCCUGAGCAUGGUGUACUCUGCCUACCAGGCCAGGCGUCAGGAGGGGGAAGAGGAGCAGGCGGCCUGGAGCGGAGUGCUCCUCCAGCUGGCCAAUAUUACAGUCCAUGAACUACGUGGAAGUUAUCUCUUCAAUUACACUUAAUCCACCCGCUGCCCAUCUUUAUGAAAUAAAGGAGCAUUCAAUAAA
Molecule: messenger RNA, 735 nt
Organism: Scophthalmus maximus (turbot)
Lineage: Eukaryota; Metazoa; Chordata; Actinopteri; Pleuronectiformes; Scophthalmidae
Product: protein FAM180B
Exons: 4
Coding region: 196-690 (164 amino acids)
Source: RefSeq, a predicted model, not a curated record